This is a messenger RNA of Penicillium robsamsonii, 201 nucleotides long. RefSeq lists its product as uncharacterized. Lineage: Eukaryota; Fungi; Ascomycota; Eurotiomycetes; Eurotiales; Aspergillaceae. The record is from RefSeq and is a predicted model, not a curated record. The transcript has a single exon. The coding region runs from base 1 to 201 and encodes 66 amino acids.
AUGAUUGAAGAGAUGCCACGAAUAGACAGACAAGCAGUCAGGAGCCUGUUAGGAAACCUACCAACGACUGUGGAUGAUGUCUAUAAUUCCAUUCUUCACAAAGCCUCGAACCAAGCCCAGGCCAAGAGACUGCUUCAAAUCAUUGUGGCGGCGACCCGACCACUUCCAGGUAACAAGCGCAUCAUGAUCAAACACCCCUAA